GGGGGACACUGUCCACGAAAAAGCUCGGUAUUCACUUGGACCUGCUAUAAGUAUACCCAUCAGUCCACUUCUCUCCAUUUCUUCCCCAGCUGCGCUCACAUUCAUUUCACAAACACACCAGAAGCAAGUCUUCCUUUCACCCGCUUUCAGUUAAUUCGUAAUCCCAUCUCAACUAUCACAUACCAUUCAACGAACUCUCGACAAUAUUAGCGCAAGCAACAUCAAUCUUAUCACCAUGCAUUACUCAGCUCUCAUGGCUCUCUUGGCCGCCACUGCCGUUACUGCCGUCCCUUUGAACAUCAACCUGGGAGCAUACUCUCCUGCCUUGGUGGUCGGUGAUGGUGAAAUAUCAUUUGGCGGAGCAGAAUCUGCAGAAGCUCUAGUCAAUACUCUUGCCGGCGCCUCUGCCGGAACCGAAGCCGCCGCAGCCAACACAGGCGUCACUCGCGCCGGCACUGCAGAAGGCUCUACAAUCAUCACUCCUUCCGAAGCCGCAACAGAAGCUACCCCCACGAAGGAGAAGCGAGAUCUGCAGGGUUUUAACGCCGCUCUGAACUUCGCCACUGGUGCACUCAGCAAGGGCCCUACUGUCGAGUUGGGUACUGGUGAGGGUGGAUCUGGGGUUGGUAUCACUGUCAAGCCUGGAGCGGUGGCGAAGAGAGAGGAGGGAAGCUUGCCUACUGUUACGUUGCUUAAGAUCAGAUCGCUGGGAAAUAAUGCUGUUGCUCGCAAAGCACGCAGAGCAGAGAGUGUUGUUCCCAGAGAGGUCAGUGUCGACGAUAUUGAUAGCAUCAACUUGAACUUGGAUGGCGAUGUCGAAUUUACUAUUGCGGAGGUCAAGCCAUAGAGGGAAUGAUUUGAAGUUUGGGUUUUCAUAGUUGCUUGUUUAUAAUAUGGGUCAAUGCAAGCUAUAUAUCACACAAAACCCUAGAAUCCCUUAAUUUGUUUGCAUUAGUGACCGCUUUCUGCUCGAUCCUCCAACUUGAUGAUAUCGACAAGCUCAAAAGUUGAGACCU
This is a messenger RNA of Mollisia scopiformis, 1016 nucleotides long. RefSeq lists its product as uncharacterized. Lineage: Eukaryota; Fungi; Ascomycota; Leotiomycetes; Helotiales; Mollisiaceae. The transcript is spliced from 3 exons. The record is from RefSeq and is a predicted model, not a curated record. The coding region runs from base 236 to 847 and encodes 203 amino acids.